CUCGCUUCAAUCAGCGACCUCCAUAGGGUCAUAAGCUGCGCCCAUGGAAAACAAAUGGACUACCAUCUCCAAUUGCACAAAAAAUAUGGAAAGUUAGUGCGAAUCGGUCCCAAUCAUGUCAUGUUCAGCGAUGCUGCACUCAUACCGCAGGUCUAUGGUAUUGGCAGUAAAUUCAUGAAAUCCAACUUUUACCUGCCGUUCGAUAUCAAAACCCCGACUGGGAUGAUGAGCACGGUAUUCUCGGAACGAGAGGCACGGCGCACAGAGGUAUCCGACGACCUAUCGCGAACGCUUAUGCUUUGAAUACGUUGAAGGAGUUGGAGCCGAUGAACGACGCUUGUUCGGCAAUGGUUGUGCAGAAGUUCAAUAGACUGGUUGGGCAGGAUAUUGAUCUUGGGACUUGGUUGCACUGGUAUGCCUUCGAUACGAUAACGUCCAUCACGUUUUCGAACACUCUUGGAUUCAUGGAGCAAGAACGUGAUAUUGAUCGGAUUCUCGAAUCGGUUGAAGGUCGGCUCAUGUUUAACAGCGUGAUAGGCCAAGCAUCAUACCUUCACAAAUACCUCUUCGGCAGCACCCUCGUCUCAAAACUCGCCAACCUAACCCCCUCCCUCCGAAUCAUGAACACAAGCAAAUACAUCGUCGCCUUCGCCGCCAAACAACUCCAACGCUACGAGGCCUAAGACUUCAACACCGUCCCCCUCAAAGAAAUGCUCGACCGCUUCAAACUUACCAAAGAAGGCUCCGGCGAAACAAAUCAUCUCCUCCUCCCGAAUGCUUAGCCACGCCACAAGCAACAUCUUCGCAGGCAGCGACACAACCGCCGCAUCCCUCCGUUCAAUCUUCUACAAUCUCUGUCGUAACCCCCGCGCUCACGAUACCCUCCUCACUCCGCAGAACGAAAUGGAAAACUCUCCGAUCCAGCUACAUUCUCCGAAGCGCAAAAUCUUCCAUACCUUCAAGCCGUUAUUCGCGAAGCGUUGCGAAUGCAUCCCGCUGUAGGGUUAUUACUCGAACGUGUUGUUCCUUCCGGAGGUUUCGAAAUCGAAAAUACUAGGAUUUCCCUCCCAGAAGGUACAAUCAUCGGCGCAAACCCCUGGAUCAUGGCACGCGAUGAGAAAGUUUAUGGACCUGAUGUUUAUGAAUUUCGACUGGAGAGGUGGUUGGAAGCUCCUCCUGAGGAAUUGAAAUUAAUGGACCGGAAUGAUUUUUCGUUUGGGGCUGGGGCGAGGACGUGUUUGGGGAAGAAUAUCAGUUUGCUGGAGAUGAGUAAAUUGGUUCCUCAAUUCUAUUGACAAUUUGAUUUUGGACUUACGGAUCCGGAGAAGGAGUGAGAGUUGCAUAAUUUUUGGUUUGUGGGCCAGACGGGCUUGAUUUGUAAAGUGAAGCGCAGAAACAAGAAGUUGAGC
Messenger RNA from Cercospora beticola, 1409 nucleotides. RefSeq lists its product as uncharacterized. Gene Ontology annotation, molecular function: heme binding; monooxygenase activity; iron ion binding. Lineage: Eukaryota; Fungi; Ascomycota; Dothideomycetes; Mycosphaerellales; Mycosphaerellaceae. The record is from RefSeq and is a predicted model, not a curated record.